This is a messenger RNA of Microcebus murinus (gray mouse lemur), 9433 nucleotides long. RefSeq names its product regulation of nuclear pre-mRNA domain containing 2 (gene RPRD2). The record is from RefSeq and is a predicted model, not a curated record. Gene Ontology annotation, molecular function: RNA polymerase II C-terminal domain binding. Gene Ontology annotation, biological process: mRNA 3'-end processing. NCBI's taxonomy places the organism in Eukaryota, Metazoa, Chordata, Mammalia, Primates, Cheirogaleidae.
UACUCUUUCCUUGCCCCGAAAAUUUCACGGGGAAAUUUUUCGUUUCACUUCAUUUAUUUCCUUUUCCCAUCCAAAUGGUCAAGCGGCUAUGAAUGGUAUCGUCCAAAAUGAGCGUGAAAUGGUGUUCGGACUAUGAGCCUGCGUAGCGGUGAAUGGCUCACUGGAACCAGCGCAUGCGCAUCUUUUGUGUGCGGCACGAUGGCUACCAGCCAUUUUGUCCCGCGUCGGUGCCCUAAGGAGUUGGCGGCGACAGCAGGCGCUGCCAGUGCCACGGACUAACAGUGACCUCUCGGCGGUGGGAAUUUUCCGGUCCUGUUGUGUGACCUGAACAGCACCAAGACAGCUACGCAGCUAGGAAGCAAAAGGUCGGGGCAGGGCGGAGCGAUGGAGCCCCUCCCUCUAGCCUCUCCUUAGUUUGACCAGCUCGCUUGCCCUUCCCUCCCAGUCCCGCUACACGCUGAUCUGCUGCGCAGGCGCACAAAUAAUCGGAGCGCUUCCCUGGCCCUUGGGCCUUGCGAGAUUCUGCGCGCGCUUCUCGUUCUCCACCCUUGAUUGGUGGGAUUGCCCCGCCAUCACGCCUCCCUCUGCUUUCAAGGUUGGGAAGGAAGCGGGGGGCGGGGCCAAGCAGCGCGUGCGCGAUACUGUUGCUGUUCCUUUGCUGCUAUUGCGUUGCAAAAAAAAAUCCUGACUAGGUAGCUUUGGGCCUUUUCUGUGCUAGAGAAUCUAAAGGAGAGAGAAAAAUUUCUGCAACUGAAGGGGCAGUCGGGUAGUAUUAAAUUUAAUAUAUUAACGCCCGGCUUGGCUCACAGGAUUGUGGGGAUAGGGGUGGGGAAGGGCCUCAGGGUUGAGAGCCGAAGAAUAUAAAAACCAUUCGUUUCGGGGCCAGGCGUUUUGAAAGGCUUUGCAGGUCCUGCGUAAUUCUUCCUUGAUUACAGACUGGUUUAAACACGACCCCUUUAACAAUAUUGAUAAACCUUCGAAACCCGCAGCCCCUCCUUGCAGCGUGUAGGAGCCGCCAGCGUGCCCAGCAACUGGUCUUCGCGUCGGUACCUCCAGAAGAGCUUAGCGCGUGCACCAUCCCCACCCCCUGGCCUCCCUCCCCACCUCCGGCUUUCACGCACUCGCAGUGAUUGUUUUGCCCGCUCCCGCCGCCGCCGCCGCCGCCGCGGCCGCCAGAGCAGCAGCAGCGCUUGUGCAAACCGGGAAGAUGGCGGCCGGCGGCGGCGGAGGCAGCAGUAAGGCCUCCUCCUCGUCGGCCUCUUCGGCAGGGGCUCUGGAGUCCUCGUUGGAUCGAAAAUUCCAGUCGGUAACCAACACCAUGGAAUCCAUUCAAGGCCUGUCGUCUUGGUGUAUAGAGAACAAGAAACACCACAGUACUAUCGUCUACCAUUGGAUGAAGUGGCUCCGGAGAUCUGCGUAUCCCCACCGUUUGAAUCUCUUUUACCUUGCCAAUGAUGUCAUACAGAACUGUAAAAGGAAAAAUGCUAUCAUAUUCCGUGAAUCGUUUGCUGAUGUACUUCCUGAAGCAGCUGCUCUAGUGAAGGAUCCAUCUGUCUCUAAGUCUGUAGAACGAAUCUUUAAAAUCUGGGAAGACAGAAAUGUAUACCCAGAAGAAAUGAUUGUGGCAUUGAGAGAAGCUUUGAGUACCACUUUCAAAACUCAGAAGCAGCUGAAAGAAAAUCUGAACAAACAACCGAAUAAGCAGUGGAAGAAAUCACAAACAUCCACAAAUCCAAAAGCUGCUCUCAAGUCUAAGAUAGUUGCUGAAUUUCGAUCACAGGCCCUAAUUGAAGAGCUGCUGCUAUACAAGCGCUCAGAAGAUCAGAUAGAAUUGAAGGAAAAACAGUUGUCAACUAUGAGGGUGGAUGUGUGCAGCACAGAAACUCUCAAAUGCUUAAAAGACAAAACAGGUGGGAAGAAGUUCUCUAAAGAAUUUGAAGAGGCAAGCUCCAAGUUGGAGGAAUUUGUGAAUGGAUUAGAUAAGCAGGUGAAAAAUGGGCCUUCACUAACGGAAGCACUGGAAAAUGCUGGAAUUUUCUAUGAAGCUCAAUACAAAGAAGUAAAAGUGGUAGCCAAUGCAUACAAAACCUUUGCUAACCGAGUUAACAAUUUAAAGAAAAAAUUGGAUCAAUUGAAAUCAACCCUUCCUGAUCCCGAAGAAUCACCAGUCCCUUCCCCAAGCAUGGAUGCUCCCUCCCCAACUGGUUCUGAGUCUCCUUUUCAGGGAAUGGGAGGUGAGGAAUCCCAGUCACCAACCAUGGAGAGUGAGAAAUCUGCCACACCUGAACCUGUCACAGAUAAUCGUGAUGUGGAAGACAUGGAACUCUCAGAUGUAGAUGAUGAUGGGUCAAAAAUCAUUGUCGAGGACAGAAAGGAAAAACCUGUAGAGAAGUCAGCUGUAUCCACUUCUGUACCUACAAAGCCAACAGAAAGUAUCUCCAAGGCCUCUCCGUGUACCCCAGUGCCUGUGACCGUGACAACAACCCCACCUGUUCCAAAGCCUGCAAAUACUUCUAUUCUAUCCCCUUCUCCAGGAUUGGCUUUGCCAAACCUGGCUAAUGUAGAUCUGGCUAAGAUCAGUUCCAUCCUCAGCAGCCUGACAUCAGUCAUGAAAAACACUGGGGUCAGUCCUGCAUCAAGACCUUCUCCAGGAACUCCUACCAGUCCCAGCAACCUCACCAGUGGCCUGAAAACACCUGCACCUACCACAGCAACAUCUCACAACCCUCUGGCAAAUAUCCUCUCAAAAGUGGAGAUCACCCCAGAGAGCAUUCUGUCAGCUCUUUCCAAAACCCAGACACAGUCAGCCCCUGCACUGCAAGGCCUGUCAUCUUUACUUCAGAGUGUUACUGGGAACCCAGUUCCAGCCAGCGAAGCUGCAUCACAGAGCACUUCAGCCUCCCCAGCCAGCACCACAGUCUCUACCAUAAAGGGAAGAAAUCUGUCCUCUAAUACCCAGUCUUUUAUUCCCAAAAGCUUCAACUAUUCUCCUAAUUCAUCAACUUCUGAAGUCUCUUCAACUUCAGCCAGCAAAGCCUCAAUUGGGCAAAGCCCAGGGCUCCCAAGCACUACUUUUAAACUACCGUCCAACUCUCUAGGGUUUACAGGUACCCACAAUACUAGCCCUGCUGCCCCACCUACUGAAGUUGCCAUAUGCCAAUCUUCAGAGAUCUCCAAGCCAAAGCUGGAGUCAGAGUCCACCUCCCCAAGCCUGGAAAUGAAGAUCCACAACUUUUUAAAAGGUAAUCCUGGUUUCAGUGGCUUAAACUUAAACAUCCCCAUCCUAAGCAGUUUGGGGUCCAGUGCCCCAUCAGAGAGCCAUCCCUCAGAAUUCCAGCGUGGCCCUACUAGCACCUCAGUCGACAACAUUGAUGGAACCCCCGUACGGGAUGAACGGAGUGGGACGCCUACCCAGGAUGAGAUGAUGGACAAACCCACAUCCAGCAGUGUAGAUACUAUGUCCCUGCUUUCUAAGAUCAUUAGCCCUGGUUCCUCAACACCCAGCAGUACAAGAUCACCACCUCCUGGGAGAGAUGAAACCUACCCCCGGGAGCUCUCCAAUUCCGUAUCUACAUAUCGGCCCUUUGGGCUGGGCAGCGAAUCUCCCUAUAAGCAGCCUUCUGAUGGAAUGGAGAGACCAUCUUCCCUGAUGGACUCUUCACAGGAAAAGUUCUUUCCAGAUACUUCUUUCCAAGAAGAUGAGGAUUACCGAGAUUUUGAGUAUUCAGGGCCUCCACCCUCUGCCAUGAUGAACCUAGAGAAGAAACCAGCCAAAUCUAUCCUGAAAUCGAGCAAGCUUUCUGAUACCACCGAAUACCAGCCAAUCCUGUCCAGUUAUAGCCACAGAGCCCAAGAAUUUGGGGUAAAGUCUGCUUUGCCUCCAUCUGUAAGGGCCCUCCUGGACUCUAGUGAGAACUGUGACCGUCUCUCUUCUUCCCCUGGGCUAUUUGGUGCCUUCAACAUAAGAGGGAAUGAACCUGGGUCUGACCAGUCACCAUCACCGAGUAAGAAUGAUUCAUUUUUCGCCCCUGACUCCAACCACAAUAGCUUGUCUCAAUCUACCACUGGGCAUCUCAGUUUGCCACAGAAGCAGUACCCAGACUCCCCUCACCCAGUCCCACAUCGUUCCCUUUUCUCUCCGCAGAAUACCCUUGCCGCUCCCACGGGUCACCCACCCACUUCAGGCGUGGAGAAAGUCCUGGCCUCCACCAUUUCCACCACGUCGACGAUUGAAUUUAAGAAUAUGCUUAAAAACGCCUCACGCAAGCCCUCAGAUGAUAAGCAUUUUGGCCAGGCCCCCAGCAAGGGCACUUCAAGUGAUGGUGUCAGUCUCUCAAACCUUACCCAGCCCAGCUUGACCGCCACUGAUCAGCAGCAGCAAGAAGAGCACUACCGCAUAGAAACCCGUGUCUCCUCCUCCUGCUUAGACUUGCCUGAUAGCACAGAAGAAAAGGGGGCCCCUAUAGAAACCUUGGGUUAUCAUAAUGCAUCCAAUAGGAGGAUGUCAGGGGAGCCAAUACAGACCGUAGAGUCCAUCCGAGUUCCUGGGAAGGGAAAUAGAGGACAUGGGCGUGAGGCUUCAAGGGUGGGUUGGUUUGAUCUGAGUACAUCAGGCAGCUCUUUUGACAAUGGCCCCUCAAGUGCCUCUGAGUUGGCAUCCCUUGGGGGUGGGGGCAGCGGAGGCCUCACUGGCUUUAAAACAGCACCGUACAAGGAACGGGCACCCCAGUUUCAGGAGAGUGUCGGCAACUUUCGUUCCAACAGUUUCAACUCAACAUUUGAGCAUCAUCUCCCCCCGUCCCCCUUGGAACAUGGGACACCCUUCCAGAGAGAGCCAGUGGGGCCAUCAUCUGCCCCACCAGCCCCUCCUAAGGAUCAUGGUGGUAUCUUCUCUCGAGAUGCACCUACUCAUCUACCCUCUGUGGAUCUUUCGAACCCCUUCACAAAGGAGGCAGCCCUGGCCCAUGCUGCCCCACCCCCUCCUCCUGGAGAGCACAGCGGAGUUCCUUUCCCUACCCCACCCCCUCCUCCACCCCCCGGGGAACAUAGCAGCAGUGGUGGGAGUGGUGUCCCCUUUUCUACUCCUCCCCCUCCACCACCUCCUGUUGACCAUUCUGGAGUUGUACCCUUCCCAACCCCAGCACUGGCAGAGCAUGGAGUGGCAGGGGCUGUGGCAGUAUUUCCCAAGGACCAUAGUUCCCUUCUUCAAGGGACCCUGGCUGAGCAUUUCGGGGUGCUCCCAGGACCCAGGGACCAUGGGGGCCCCACCCAACGGGACCUGAACGGCCCUGGCCUUAGCCGUGUACGCGAGAGCUUGAGCCUACCCUCUCAUUCUCUGGAGCACCUGGGCCCAGCCCAUGGAGGAGGAGUUGGGGGAGGCAGCAACAGCAGCAGUGGCCCCCCCUUGGGUCCCUCACACAGAGACACCAUCAGCCGGAGUGGUAUGAUUUUACGGAACCCCCGGCCAGACUUUCGGCCUAGGGAACCUUUUCUCAGCAGAGACCCGUUUCACAGUUUAAAGAGACCCAGGCCACCUUUUGUUAGGGGCCCUCCGUUCUUUGCACCAAAACGCCCAUUCUUCCCUCCCAGGUACUGAUGGAAACCAAGGGGAAGGCAUUUAGAGAGCAUUGGAAGUAGAAGUUUGGUUUAUUAUUGUUGUUGUUUUUAUUUGUUUUCCCUUCCUUUAUUUUUUUAUUAUAAUGAAAGGCCUCUCUUCCAAAUUAAAAAGUCAUAUAUGCUUGCAUUUCACUGUUCCAUCCAGUCCUCCCUCCCACUGCACUUAUCUACCUUCUCCAAGUUGUUUGUAUUUAAAAAAAAAAAAAAGUAAACUCAAGCCACUUCAUUUGGCUGGGGGCUUGGGGAGUGGGGAGGAAAACUAUAUUUUAUCCCAUCUAUUGAAGAGUAUUAUUACAUUUGAAAUAAAACUUCCAUCAGUACAGUUAAUAACAUGUGCGAUGUUGGGAUUUUCUUUUGGGCUUGGCUUAUCAGGUAGUCCAUUGAAGGAAGGAUUCCUAUCCCCUUCUCUCUCCAGCUAAGUAAUUGCUGUAACCAGUUUGGCUCCCUUCCCUGUAUGCUCUGUGCCCUGCUGACAGUCCAGAGAUGUUACAAGGGAGGAAAUACUGGAGACUUGGACCUUUCAGGUUUAUUUGUUUUAUUUUGUUUUUAAAGGCAAGUUGAAGUUGAGUUCUUUACCCUUCUAAAAUUUUUUUCUUUUUAAUCAGCUUCUUCCUCUAAAGUACUAUCAGGCAAUAACUUUGAGGAGGGUACACGAUUCUAAUUAAAUUUUUUCACUUUAUCCUUGGAAUGAAAGACAUUGGGCUUGAUAUAAUUUCAAGGUUAGAAUAAGGAGUGACUACAGUAUAUAAAAUUCGGAAGGAACCAUUAAUGGUAUUAUAUAACCUGCCUAUCCUUCAUAAAUGAAAGAAUAGGAAGCAUUUUCAAGGUAGUUUCACAUGCCUUGCACUAAGCUCUUGUCUCCUGCUUUUCUUUUUUGACUUUUUCUCCCUCGGUUUUCACUUCUACUGUGACCAGAAAGACAGUUACUACCAUUGACUAUUGAUACAAAGGUGCAAUUGAAAUAUUACCCCUGCAUUUUUAAUAUAAGAAGUAGACAUUAAUUUUACCAUGGUGCCUCCCUAAUGUGAGUGAUGUUUGUUGGUGGUUUUCAACAAAGGAUAACUAUUAAAGAAAGGAAAAUAUUUGUUUUAUUUUUCAUUCCCAUUGCUUCAGUUCACCCCUAUUGAUAUUUUAGAAGAGGAGAUUCAAUACCAUUUUUCUUUAUAUUGUAUUUCAGAUGUGUCUUAGAGAAAGAUGGGUAUUACCAUACAUACCUUUACAGAGAAACAGGAGGUCCUAGUAAAUCUGAAUUUCCCUACACUAUAGAUAGCAAUCUGUUACAAUUCAAGAUUCAAUCUUUAUGCUCCCCACCCUCGCCCCAGGAAAUAAAGAAUGUUUCUGCCCUUAGUCAUUUUACAUGAGAGAGAAGUGCUUUCCUUCCCUGGACUGAAAGGCUUAUUUGUAUUUCCACAUCUAGUACUUGGGAAAAAGACAAUCACUGUACUUUGAAGUGUUUAUAUCUAAGAUACUGAAGAGCAAAUGUUGCUUUACUGCUUUUUUUUUUUUUUUUUUUAAUUUAGUGUCUUACCCCAAGGUGUACACACUGAUAAUCUCCAGCUAGAUGAAUAAAACAAUGUUCAGUUUUGGGAGAAAUUCCAGCAGGUUUCUUAUGUUUUCUCCCAAGUUAGUAUGGAACUAACUAUAGGAAGUAUAGGAGUUGCUUUGGAUUCCUCCAGUGGAAUAUUAAAGAUGGUGAGGGUGGGUGGUGUAGUGACAGAUGGUGCUUAUUUGUCUCAGAAUAAACUAGCUUUUCAGAGAAAGCUUAAACAAGGUGUGCAUUAGUUGGGGCUUUUUGUGUAACUUAUUCUGUGUUAUUUAUUUGGGCUCACCUUGUGUUCUGUGGGUAGGAUGCAGCAAGUCAUUACUCUUCCUAACGCAUAUCUGGUCUUAAGCCCGCUGCUUGUUCUUUCCUUGACCUCUCCAGCUUCUCUGCCCUGUAACUCUCCCCACGAAAAUGCCUGAUACCAUGACCUUGCGUGUGGGAUAGGGUAUAUAGUGUAGCAAAGAAAAGAAAGUAUAGUUAUAUUAUGAGUCCUAAGACAUUUGUUUAGAGAAAGACAGAAAUUGGGGUGGGGAGGAAUAAUUCAAUUUGACUUCCAAAACUGAAAUAGAUUUUUUUUUUUUUUUUUUUUUUUUUGCAGAAAUCAAGUGGGAUGUUUUUCAUUCUAGAAUAAGAAUGUGAAUUCUUUCUGCUGCUUUUGUUUAAGCUAAAAGUAGUGUUUACUUGAAACGGCUCUCUGACCAUUUGUUUUUAUCAGAAAAUGUGUAGAUGUCAGGAAAGUAGCUUCCUGAAUAUUGAGGCAGGGUAAUUGUCCUCAAAAGCAUGAUGGCUAAUACAUGAAAGGAAUACUUUGUUGUACAGUUUAAAAGAUGGACUUUUAAGGAGUUGGUUUUUUGUAGGGUAUUUUUGUGUUGUUUUGUUUUAUAAGCCACAAAAUCCUCAGUAUUUUUGUUUAGGAUGGAAGUGAGUAUUCAUAUGAGACUGUCAGCUUUUAAUUUUAAGGAAAUCUGUCUACAACAGUAAAUGAAGAUGACAAUGUAUAUAUUUGUGAUAUAGUGAAAUGAAAAAGACAAUUCUCAUUUUCAUAACAUGAGACAGAGGGGUUUUAUUCUUUCUGUGUCUGUGAUUUAAAAUUCCGUGACCAUGCUCUGACUUUUGUAUUUCAACUUGAGUUUAAAAAAAUAAACAAGAUAUUUUUUAAAGAAAGCAUAACAUAGUGUGUCUGGCAAGGACUUGAUUCAUAUGAAAGCAAAAUACAAGAAGUUGUUAUUAGGGUUCUUAGUGCUCACUGUAAAAAUCACAGACAGAGAAUUGGUUUGGUGGGGAUUUGGAAUACACUAGUACCACCUAAAGUUCAGUGAUACAGUAUCAGAAAUAGGGUCCUUGAGUGUUUUGAAAACGCUUACUCUUCAAUCAGCUUAGAUAGGAGCUCUUUCCCUAUACCCCUCUGCCCUCUCAAAAGUCCAGAGUAAAUAGAAUUUGGUUUGAUUAUAGGGAGGGUAAAAUGAGCAGAGAAUAGGACUUCUAUCCUUUUCAAUACCAGAAAUACAAAGUUUGUGAUAAUAUGGUACAGCAAACCUAUCUAGAUAAUGUGAAUACGCUAAACUUCCUAAUUGCAGAAUAUUCACUCUGAAGUUAACAGUUCAUGCAGAAUUAAGCUUCAGCUGUUAUUGUUUUGAAGCCGCUGUAAAUUACUGCUUUCCUCCCUUCCCUCCCCCUUUUUUUUUCUUUAAGUGGGCAAGGGUACCUGUUAAGAUUAAAAUUUGUUCAGUGUGGAAAACAAAACAAGUACAUGCUUUAGAAGCAACAGCAAUGAAAUCCUUUUGAAAUGUGUAUUAAUGUCAUUUAAUAAAAUAACUAGUUCUAAAGGUUUGACAUUUUUCUUUGAGAUUGGGGCUUUGACCAAGGGCCCCUGGUGAGUGCAAAUAGGAGGGAACUUCUCCAAGAGCUGAAACUGCUGCUUUGUGAAGCAGGCCUGUGGUUGGAAAACCUAAAUUUUCUCCAGCAAAGAGAACCAACAUGACUGUCCAGAGUUGAAGAUGAAACCAACUACAGAAUGCAGAAAGAAAAGCCUGGAUAUAUCUCUGAAGAUGUAAUUGUAUUGGCUUUUGGUUCAAGGGCACGUGGGGGUGGGGGAGGGAGUGGUGUGUGCGUCCGCAUGUUUCUGAGGCACACAAAAAGAUGCCACAGACCUCUCAUUCGGUCCCUUCCCGGUAACCACUUGCACUUUACUCUCUUCCAGCCAUUCCUUUGGUUUUUUUAAAUCUCUUUGUCCUUAAUAUUUUGUUUCCAAUUUAAUAAAGUACAGUUUCCUUU